AUGCUUGCACUCCUCGACAUCUUCGACGAAGCGAUGACUUACCUCUUUCACCAGAUCCCUCACUUCUCCGGCCUUAUGGCCUUCCAACCUCUUCAUCCCAUCAUGACGUCUCGCUCCGCUGCCACGGGUGGGAACGUCCUCGGUAUUGGACCUGAGGAUGGAUACGUCGUGAAUGCGGACCCGAAUAUGCAGUGGGCGGGGGCGGAAAAUGAUGUUUUGGUCAAGGAAGUGUGGGAAAAAGCGUUCGCGGAGCGGCAACGGUUGGCUGAGGAGCAUGGGGUUGCUACCGACUGGUUGUAUUUGAACUAUGCGGAGAAGUGGCAGGAUCCUAUCAAGGGUUAUGGCAAGGACAAUGUCGAGUUCAUGAGGAAAGUGAGUAGGAAGUAUGAUCCGAAAGGUGUCUUUCAGCGUCAGCUUUCUGGUGGGUUCAAGCUGUGGAAUCAUGGAGGUAGUUCUUGA
Molecule: messenger RNA, 459 nt
Organism: Fulvia fulva
Lineage: Eukaryota; Fungi; Ascomycota; Dothideomycetes; Mycosphaerellales; Mycosphaerellaceae
Product: FAD-dependent monooxygenase sdcF
Exons: 1
Coding region: 1-459 (152 amino acids)
Source: RefSeq, a predicted model, not a curated record